GCCCGCAGCGCCGCCAUGGGCUCGCUCAGCGCCGGCUCCGCGGCGGCCUCGGCCGGCCGCCUGCUCUGCGCGCCCGUCCCGCGGGUGCUGAGCGGCCGCGGCCCCCAGCGCCUGGGCGGCCGGCGGCGGGAGAGCCCCGGGGGGCUGGCGGGCGCCCGGGUGGAGCUGGCCGGGGCCGGGGCCGGGGCCGUGCCCGCCCCCGUGGUGCGGCGGGACAUCCAGGCCUUUCUCCGGGAGUGCGGCGGCGGCCCCAGCGAGGCGGGCCACUGGCUGGCCAAGUUCCAGGCGCUCGGCCAGGCCGGCGGCCGCCCCUUCGCCGUCAUCGAGGUGGAUGAGGCCGUCUCCCGCUGCAAGGAGACCGUGACCAGCCUGGCCUUCAGCUUGGCCUUCCUGCAGCGCAUGGACAUGAAGCCCCUGCUGGUGCUGGGGCUGCCGUCCCGGAGCUCCCUGAGCGACACCCUCACCUUCCGGGAUGCCAAGGCGCUGCUGACCCAGAACUGCAAGGCCCUGACGGACGCCCUGCGCCAGAACGCCGCUGCGACGAUGCCCUUCUUCGGGGCCGGCGCCGUCCUAGGAGCGGAGCAGUCGGCCGCCCACUCCAGGUCAGCCGCUGAGCCUGCAGCCCUGGCUCUCCGUACCCGACCGCUGGCCCCCAUUAACGCCUCUCUCUCUGCUCCCAGCGGGAUCUCCGUGGACAGCGACCUGCUGCAGUGGUGCCUGGAGAUGGGGAACAUCCCCAUCAUCUGCCCCGUCGGGGAGACCCGCAGCCGCCAGUGCCUGCUGCUGGACUCCGUCGAGGUCACCACCGCCAUCUCCAGGGCACUGCUGCCCACUAAGAUCAUCUUCCUGAACAUGACCGGGGGGAUCAGGAACUCUGGGCAGAAGGUGCUGGGGAACGUGAACCUGCCCGCUGACCUGGACCUAGUGACCAAAGCCCAGUGGGUGGGCCACAAGGAGCAGCAGCAGGUCAGGGUGAUCGUCGACCUGCUGAGCUGCUUGCCCUACGAGGCCUCCGCCGUCAUCACCUCUGCCGGCACGCUGCUCUCUGAGAUCUUCAGCAACAAAGGCUCGGGGACCCUGUUCAGGAACGCCGAGCGUAUGCUGCGGGCCGAGAGGCUGGAGGAGCUGGACCAGCAGCGCCUGGUCUCCUUGAUCAACACCUCCUUCGGGAAGACCCUCCGAGGGGACUAUCUGGCUUCCAUACGGCCCAGGCUGCACUCGAUCUACUUCUCAGAGGGCUACAACGCAGCAGCCAUCAUCACAAAGGAGCCGGUCCUGGGCGGCAUGCCAUACUUGGACAAGUUUGUGGUCAGCUCCACCAAGAAAAGCCAAGGCUCCGGCCAGAUGCUGUGGGAGUGCAUACGGCAGGACCUCAGGACCCUCUUCUGGAGGUCUCGCGUCACCAACCCCAUUAACCCCUGGUAUUUCAAGCACAGUGAUGGAAGCUUCACCAACCACCAGUGGAUCUUCUUCUGGUUUGGACUGUCCGACAUCCGGGAUUCCUAUGAGCUGGUAAACCAUGCAAAAUCCAUUCCAGACUCAUUUUGCAAACCAUAGGGCAAUCUUACUAGGUCAGAGUGAGUGCGGAGCAGGUCGGGCUUGGGAGGAGUCAGGCUUUUGUACAUCAAGACUGGAUAAGAAGAAACAGAAUGGCCAGCCAUGCAUGGAGCUGCAUGUACCUUCCCAGAGAAAUAAUUGGCACGAAGAACCCUCUUGGCCAAUUCAGCACCCAGCUUUUAAUAAAGUGCUAGGGAAGCCUGCGUUGUGCAGACUGUUGCCAAGAGAAGUUAGAGCGAGGGGGUCGGGACUCUUGGGUUCAAGUCUCAUCUCUGCCACUGACUCACCGUGGGACCUUGGCAAGGUCACUUCCCCUCUCUGUGCCUCACCUUCCCGACCUAUAAAAUGGGACCAACAAGGCUCCAUUAACGAACGUGUAAAAAGAGCAGCGACAUCUUUCCUUACAAUCCUGUGGAACAGUAAGUAGGAGUCACACACAAGCUUGUAUUUAUAGGAGCCAACAGCCUGGGUGUGGAGUUUUACAUACAAUGUGUAUAGCAGAAAACAGACAACAAGAGUAGCUGGAAAGCAUCAACUUUUAA
Caretta caretta (loggerhead turtle) is the source of this 2099-nucleotide messenger RNA. Lineage: Eukaryota; Metazoa; Chordata; Testudines; Cheloniidae. The record is from RefSeq and is a predicted model, not a curated record.